AUGUCAAUUACAUCAACAUUAAACACCGCUAUGAAUCAUGGUGGGAACAAUAGACAACAUUCAACAAUACCAUAUUCAAAUACAAAUUUAUUACAUGGAACAAUUUCAAAUCACCGUCCUCAUCAUCAAUUUCUCGAUCAUUCAUUAGCCACAUCUUCAUCAUCAUCAACAACAGCAGUCACUACCCCGGCGAAUGUGACAGCCGCAGCUGUGGCCGCUGCUGCAAGUAUGGCUGCAGCCAAUUUUAAAUUAUCAGCCGAUGAAUACUCAACAUUUUAUUCUAUUAAUCGAAAUAAUCCAAGUUCAUCAUUUUCAACAAUACCAGCUUCGUCAUUAACGUCAUCCAAUGGAAAUAUGAUUAAUAAUGCACAAUUUUCUACAUCAGCGCAGUCCGAUGGUGCUUUUAAAAAAAUUAAACAUGAAUCAUUGUUAAUCAAUCCACAUUCAUCACACCAGCAUCAUUCACAUCAUCCAUCAAGUCAUAUAUUAAAUAUUCAAACACCAAGUUUAUCUCCACAUUCAUCUAAUUCAAGUCAGUCGUCACAAUCAUUGCAAAAUCCGGCCUCUUGUCAAACACCUGCACGUCGACGACAUCGAACAACAUUCACACAAGAACAAUUAGCUGAACUAGAAGCCGCAUUUGCCAAAAGUCACUAUCCCGAUAUCUAUUGUCGAGAAGAAUUGGCCAGAGUAACAAAAUUGAAUGAAGCUAGAAUUCAAGUCUGGUUUCAAAAUCGUCGUGCUAAAUAUCGAAAACAAGAGAAACAGUUACAAAAAGCACUGUCCCCUGUUUUAUCGCCAUGUAAUGCGAUGAUGCGCAAUUUUUAUCACAAUCCAGCUGGUCGCCCCUAUCAAUAUAGUAGCGGUUUACCAAAUCCUAUUAAUUCAAUGAGUCGUUAUCCACCAAUGAGUUCAAUUUCAAUGUCAUCGGGUGCUUAUUCAUCAAUGUCACAAUUUUCCCCUAUUACAGCUAGUAAUUUAAGUAAUAUGGGUAUUAGACAGGAUAAUCUUCCAUUUCAAGAUGACUGGUAUAAUAAAAGUUUAUCAUCUUUUCGUGUCGAUCAUGGUCUAUCAAAUUCCAUGCUUCAUUAUCCGGCAUAG
Molecule: messenger RNA, 1101 nt
Organism: Didymodactylos carnosus
Lineage: Eukaryota; Metazoa; Rotifera; Eurotatoria; Philodinida; Philodinidae
Source: the annotation of a GenBank genome assembly